This is a messenger RNA of Cryptomeria japonica (Japanese cedar), 3413 nucleotides long. RefSeq lists its product as uncharacterized. The transcript has 19 exons. The record is from RefSeq and is a predicted model, not a curated record. Bases 512 to 3166 code for a protein of 884 amino acids. Gene Ontology annotation, molecular function: protein phosphatase regulator activity; protein phosphatase binding. NCBI's taxonomy places the organism in Eukaryota, Viridiplantae, Streptophyta, Pinopsida, Cupressales, Cupressaceae.
CCUCAGUUUAUUCAGUUUUAUUAUAAUUAAUUUUUAUUUUUAAAAAAAUCCCUUGUUCCAAUUUCAUUUCCCCUAUUUUGCUUCUCGCCGUUCUUUUUUUGUUGUUUUGGUUUUAUAUUAUUUUUCCUCUAUGUCGAGGAGGGUUCUUCUUUUGCCUUCUGAUAAUUAUUUUCUUUUUCAUCUGCAACCAACGGCGCCAGGGUUUGCUUGAUCAACGUCACGGGUUCGAAUUCUCGGAGCUUUUCAAUCGUCAUAUGCUCACCUCCCUCACUUUCACGAGCUCACCGUGAAUACUAUGUGGACAGAAAUUUAGGCUUAAGAGAAUAGAAGAUAGAAAGGUCUACUAGGGUUCGAACACUAGACCUCAGCUGCGGACAGCGGUUUAAUGAGCUAAUCUGGGAUUGUUCUACGUUUGGAUCAGUAGAUCGUGAAAAUAGAGUGUGAAUACCGGUUGUUGCGAGGUUUUUAACCACGGAUUUCUGUGGUGUACCCGUUGCUGGGCUUCGCAAAGAUGUUUUGGCGCAUGGCUGGACUCUCCACCACAUCUCCGGUGGAAUCACUCUUGGAGAGAGAGCAUUUCACACUUGAGGAGCUGUUUGAUGAGGAGGAAAUUAUUCAAGAAUGCAAAUCUGUCAACAGUCGUCUUAUCAAUUUUCUUCGAGGCAGAACGCAGGUGCAACAGAUGCUGCGCUAUGUUGUAGAAGAGCCACCAGAAGAAGCAGAUAGUAGACGAACAUUCAAGUUUCCAUUUAUUGCUUGUGAAAUAUUUAGUUGUGAAAUUGAUGUUAUACUGAAGACACUUGCAGAGGACGAGGAGUUGAUGGACCUGCUCUUUUCCUUUUUGGAGCCUGACCGUGCUCACAGUGCAUUAUUAGCUGGCUAUUUCAGCAAGGUUGUAGUAUGCUUGAUGCUGCGAAAGACUGGUCCUCUUAUAGAAUAUGUACAAGCACACCAAGGUAUAUUUCGCAAGUUAGUGGACUUAAUUGGCAUCACGUCAAUAAUGGAGGUUUUGAUUCGAUUAGUUGGAGUAGAUGAUCAUAUGUUUACAAGUUACAUUGAUGCCAUGCAAUGGCUAGCUGAUACCGACUUGCUUGACUUGAUUGUAGACAAAUUGAGUUCACCUAGUCCUCCUGAGGUACACACCAAUGCUGCAGAGACACUCUGUGCUAUAACUCGCUCGGCACCUUCUGCUCUUGCUUCAAAGCUUUCGAGCCCAAGUUUUGUGGGAAGGCUUUUUCACCAUGCUUUAGAAGAUUCACAAUCAAAAUCUUCUCUGGUGUAUUCCUUGUCUGUUUGUAUCUCUGUGUUGGAUCCAAAGCGAUCAACAACUAUGGGAGGAGGGGUUGGUGGCCGAGGACACCAUGUCACAGAGUCAGUAUUGGCUGCAAAUCCUGAGACUGUGGAUGGCAUGCUGCAGAGGCUUGGUGAUUUAUUGAAGCUUUUGGAUGUAUCUUCCAGUGAAACUGUUUUACCCACUACAUAUGGCCGACUCCAGCCUCCUUUGGGAAAACAUCGCUUAAAGAUAGUUGAGUUCAUUGCUGUUCUACUAAGGACGGGUAGUGAAGUAGCUCAAGGGGAAUUAGUACGUUUGGGUGCUAUUCAAACAAUUAUAAAUCUUUUUUUUGAUUACACAUUUAACAAUGCACUUCACCAUCAAGUGGAGAGCAUCAUAAUUUCAUGUUUAGAGAGCAACAAUACAACACUUUUUAAGCACCUUCUCCAAGAUUGCGAUCUAGUUGGAAGAAUUUUGGCUGCAGAUGAAAAUCCAAUUGUUUCUUGUGAUGAAAACAAGCCAACUGUACCUGCUCCAGGAAGAGUCCCUCCAAAGACAGGUUAUAUCGGUCACUUGACACGAAUUGCAAACAAGCUUUGUCAUUUGGCAGCAAAUAAUAAUUUUUUACAGGCCUUUCUUCAGGAAAAUCAGAAGUGGAUGGAUUGGGAGACAACUGUUCUGUCAAGCCGCAAUUCAGUGGAGAAUGUCUAUCAGUGGGCCUGUGGGCGUCCAACAACAGUGCAUGAGCGGACUAUGGACAGUGAUGAAGAUGACUUCCGUGACAGAGAUUAUGAUGUGUCAACAAUGGCCAGUAACUUAAGUCAAGCAUUCCGUUAUGGUAUGUUUGACAAUGAAGACGGUGAAGAGGCCCAUGGGGUGAUUGACAGGGAUGAUGAGGAUGUAUUUUUUGAUGACGAGUCAGCUGAAAUGGUGGUUUCCUCUAUCAAGAUAGCAGAGGAACAGGACAGUGGGGGGUUGAGAGAAGCAAUGUUUACAAAUGCAAAUUGGUUUGCUUUUCAAGAUGAUAGGUCUACGGAAGAGUCUGUGGCAACAUCUCUUGUUUCUUCAUCCCCAAGGGUAGAUGAUAGCCAAGUAAAUAACAUAGGGACAUCAGCUAAUAGUGGUGGUAGUAGUAGUAGCGAUGAUGAGGUUGUGGUAGGAGAAGAUGAGGAUUUGGUUGAUACUGACACUUCUCAAAAUGCACGUGCUACACUCUUUGGUGCAGACUUUGGAAAUGGUACAACACCGAAUGGUGUAGACUUAGAAAUGAAGGGAAAGGAUUCCUUACAUCUACUUGAUGAUCUGUCCGUAGGAUUAGAGAAGGUUGGCAUAACUGAUAAUUUCCCCUUUAUUCAAUGUGAAGAAAGAACUGCAGAGAUAUUCGGUGUCAAGCCUCCUGAUUGGGUGGGAUGGAGGGAGACUGCAGAUUUUGAAGGCACUUCGGGUAGAAAUCCAUUCAGUGGAAGCAAUCCUUUCGACGCAGAUAUUGAACACUUAUUAAACACAGUUGAUGAUUCAAAAUCAGCUGUAGCUAACCAAAACACUGGUGUGGAAAUGGAUGGUAUAUCUGGCAAAGAUAUAAAUGUGGAAAGUUCUGUUUCAGGACUGCAAAGUGAGGUAGAAGCUGAUGGAUUGAAGAGUAAAAUGACAUCGUUGUUUGAAGAUAAUGUGGAAUUUGUUGGUGUAGAAAUGGAAGGAACUCAAAAGGCUAUGGAACAUGCUCUAAAGGAAGGUAUUGUGGGAGAGGCUGGACCAAUUAAAGGGGAAGCAAAUCGUCUACAGUCUGAAGUUGAUCCUAGAAUGAAUGAUGGAAAUGGCAAUUCUAUGUACAAUGAUACAAACUACUGGCGCAGUGAUUAUAACCCCACAGUGGCUCAUGAUGAUUCUUUGUAACUUAAAGGUGUCUGUCUGUAUUCUUGUACAUCUCAGUGAGAAUGAAAGGCAAAUUGUGUAAAGAGCAUGUAUUCUUUCGAAAGCCUAUUUCUAAACUUCAGCCAGAUUUGGCUGUACAAAGUGAGGUGCAACACUGCUCUUGUACCAAUCCACAUGAGUUUGUAUGUUUAGUUGGUCCGUUUAUUGUUUCUCCCCCUCAGGGGUGCUCCAGAUGACCUUUAUUUCUAUCAUUGCAUGAGUUUACUCA